This is a messenger RNA of Didymodactylos carnosus, 1123 nucleotides long. The record is from the annotation of a GenBank genome assembly. Lineage: Eukaryota; Metazoa; Rotifera; Eurotatoria; Philodinida; Philodinidae.
AUGCUUCACGUUAGCUGCUCGACAACAAAUGUUACACUUGAUAAGGCCGUAGCUAUACUCACAAAUAUCAGCUCUAUGAAUACGACGGCUAUAGCAGAUGCUGUGACAGACUAUUUUGCUGUAUUAGAUACGAGCUUAAAUUCAACAACAAGAAACGCAUCAUUACUCGUAGAUGCCAACGUACUAGACAAUGUUAUUGAUAAUGGUAUUACAACAAGUGUUGCACGAAAUACAACAGAGCUAUAUCUUCGUGCUGCAUCACCAAAUAUCUUCAACGCCACUCUUCUUAUCGGCGCUGCCUUCAGAUCGUCUCGAGGUGGCACAGACGUCACCAAUGUAACAAACGUCACCCAACAAAUUCGAGAUAUAUUAGCUGCAGCCGUUGUGAGCGAAACUGAACAGUUCAGAAACGUUUCAUUAUUGAAAUUAUUAUUAAUUAAAAGACCGGAUAAUUAUUUACAGCAUGACACUAACAGUUCAAAACUAUCAUCUUCUGUGAUUCUUGUUGGCACUACACCAAACAUAAAUAAUACAAGUGUUCAACUUUAUUUUACACUUAUAUAUAACAGAGACCUUAUUGAUCCGACGCAAACAGAUCGUUUGCAAUGUUCAUUUUGGAAUGGAGCAGGCUGGGAUCGUAAGGGUUGUCAAGGAGCACCGACUCCUCGACCAGAUAUAAAUAGCGAUUCUAUUGCAUAUGAAUGCAACUGUAAUCAUUUCACAACAUUUGCUCUAAUUUGGUUACCAGCAAAUGUAUUAGGUGUACGACUAUGUUUCUUUGUCAGAGCAGCUGAGACAAGUGUCAAAGGAAAACAACAACGAAAACGAGUUGUUCUUGUUCUAUUAACAGCGUGUACCACACAAAGUCUUGCAUGGAUAUUUGGUAAGUACUAAUUACAUUCAGAGAAAAAGAACUAAAACUUUGAUAUGAUACUAUAAUUGUUUCCGCUCUGAAAGAGGUAGAUAACUGCUAUGAAUUGAUCUCGCAUAGCUAUUCUAGAGCUUUCUUCCAGGCAUGGGCGAGUCCGGGAGGGACCGAGUCCGAGCCGAGUCCGAGUCCUCAAAAAUUUAUUCCGAGUCCGAGUCCGAGUCCCUAACAUUAAGGACCGAGUCCGAGUCCGAG